AUGCCGCCCCGCCUGCAACCGCCGCCCGCCUCUGGGACCCGGCGCCCGCGCGCCGCGGUUCUGCCGCUCGCGCUGCUGCUGUCGCUCGCCCUGCAAGGGGUGGCGGCGGCACCCGCGGGGGCCGGGGAGCCCGAGGACUCCCUUCGGCGCCGGGACCCGGAGCUCCCGCGCGGACUCCUGGAGCAGGCGGCGCGCGCGGCGCUGCACUUCGUCAACUUCCGCGCGGGCUCGCCCAGCACCCUGCGCGUGCUGGCCGACGUGCUGGAGGGCCGCGCCAGGGUUAAUCCAAAGAAGGAAUGUCAGGUUGACCUGGUGUUUACCACAGAUCGCUAUAACCCAGAGGAAGGUGAGGAACGUUUGGGGAAAUGUUCCGCUCGAGUGUUUUUCAGGAAUCAGAAACCCAGACCGGCCAUUAAUGUGACUUGUACACGACUCAUUGAGAAGAACAAAAGACAACAGGAGGAUUACCUGCUUUACAAGCACAUGAAGCAACUCAAAACCCCCUUGGAUGUAGUCAGCAUACCUGAUAGCCAUGGACAUAUUGAUCCCUCUCUGAGACCCAUUUGGGAUUUGGCUUUUCUUGGUGGCUCUUAUGUGAUGUGGGAAAAGACAACCCAGUUUUUACAUUACUACAUGGCACAGCUCAGCAGUGUUAACCAAUGGAAAACAAAUGAUGAUGCAAUUGAUUUUGAUUAUACCGUUCUACUCCAUGAAUUCUCAACACAGGAAAUCAUUCCUUGUCGUAUUCACUUGGUCUGGUACCCUGGCAAACCACUUAAAGUGAAGUACCACUGUCAAGAGCUACAGACACCAGAAGAAGCCUCUGGAACUGAAGAAGGUUCAGCUGUGGCACCAACAGAGCUCAAUAAUUUCUGAAAAGAAAAAAGGUCUGCUUAUACCAAAUUCUAAACAAAAUGACUCUAUUAAAUAGUGUAAAUCAUUAUUCUGGCAAAAUAGGUAAGGUAUAAAGUAUUGUAAUAUUUUUUAGAAAGCCUACAAUUAUAAUACUAACAAUUAAAAGAUGCUGGGGUUUUUGUUUUUCGAUUGGUUUGGUUUAUUUUGUUAAUUCUGGGAACACAGGCAUACUGAACUCUGCUCAGUGCUAAACAGUUUACUCCACAAGUUUCUCAGGGUUUCAGCCCUAAAAUGUAAAAGAACAAUCAAUUGGUAUAUACUGUAAUUGGAUCAAUAAGUAUUUAGCAAAACAAAAAUUGAUGGUCUUACCUUUAAAGCUGUAUUUCUCAUUACUUUGAACAUAGCAAAGCCAACUAUUUUCUGUUGCUAAAUUCCUUCUACUUAGUAUAUAAAAAAUAUAGUUCAAUGAAAGCAAAUUGCAGGGAAAAAUAAUACCAGUUUAGAAAAAACUUUAAUUUUUUUUUAUCAUUUCAAGCAAGUAUUCUUUUUUUGAUAUCUACUUUUCUAUAUAAAAUGUGUUCAGUGUGUGUUUAUAGAGAUUUGUAUCCAUAAGCAAAAUUUGUGCUAAACUGAAUUAA
Messenger RNA from Lynx canadensis (Canada lynx), 1493 nucleotides. RefSeq names its product retinoic acid receptor responder 1 (gene RARRES1). The transcript has 6 exons. Bases 1 to 876 code for a protein of 291 amino acids. The record is from RefSeq and is a predicted model, not a curated record. Gene Ontology annotation, molecular function: metalloendopeptidase inhibitor activity. NCBI's taxonomy places the organism in Eukaryota, Metazoa, Chordata, Mammalia, Carnivora, Felidae.